AUGCUAAUAGAAAACAAAAUUCGUAUUUACAAAAGCUGUAUCAGACCCAUAUUGACGUAUGCUAUCGAAACAACAGCGGACACUCCUAAAACAAAACAAAAACAGAGAACCACAGAAAUGAAAACGCUAGGAAAAAUAUGUGGCUACACCUUGACAGAUAAAAAACAUAGCAACGAUAUUAGAAAUAUUUGUGGCAUACAGAAUAUUGUUCGCUGGAGUCGAUAUAGACGAAGAUACUGGAAAGAUCAUGUGAAUAAGAUGGAAGAAGAUCAACUGGCAAAAGUUGCAAUGAAUGGCCAAAUCAAUGCGAAACAUCAACCAGGAAAACCUCCAAAAAGGUGGUGUCGUGGUAGUUCAUUGUAG
Condylostylus longicornis is the source of this 363-nucleotide messenger RNA. RefSeq lists its product as uncharacterized. The record is from RefSeq and is a predicted model, not a curated record. The transcript has 2 exons. The coding region runs from base 1 to 363 and encodes 120 amino acids. Lineage: Eukaryota; Metazoa; Arthropoda; Insecta; Diptera; Dolichopodidae.